Closterium sp. Naga37s-1 is the source of this 681-nucleotide messenger RNA. NCBI's taxonomy places the organism in Eukaryota, Viridiplantae, Streptophyta, Zygnematophyceae, Desmidiales, Closteriaceae. The record is from the annotation of a GenBank genome assembly.
AUGACAGUAGGACUAGCAGCACGAAGGGAGUCAGAGUCCGGACACUGCACCACUGCCCCUCACCCACCACAGCACCUCCACGACUGUGUGAUUGCUGCCACUCACCCCACCACACCACUCCACAGCGGCGCGGCACCUCAAUGCGUGUUACACAUCCCUCUUCCCCCCCAACCCCGUCCUCACCAUCCCCACCAGGCGCUGCACCACUGCCUCACGCACCACGGCAGCUUUGUUGUCUGGCUGCUGCCGCUCACCCCGGUGGACUACCUCUCUGUGCCGCCCGACAUCAAGCCGGGCUUCGCCGACCGCUUCCUGCGUGCCUACGAGGCCCGCCGCCCAUCCGCAUCCCAGCUGCUGCUGCAAACCUUUCUCUUCCUCGGUUUCCCGCAGGUACCUCUCCAGGUGCUCCACAGGUCCCCUCUCCAGGUGCCUCACAAGUCCCAUCCCAGACCGCGCAACUCUCUUCAUCUCUCGCCUUCCUUACUGUUUCUCUCGCAUACCAUGAUUGCUCCCUCCUCCUCCCACCGCCUUGGAUACAUCCAAUGCGUGCCAUCCUCCCCUCCUCUGACAACUCCUCAAUGCCUUUCCUCCCAUGUGCUGCCUCCCAACGCCUCUGCUCUCCUCAUCCAGCGAUACCAGCGCCGCACCAACCACUCUGACGGCGUGUCCCUCAGUCCUUAG